AUGAAGGAGAAGGUUUUACUAUACUGGACCGGUGAUGGCGUUGAUUUAGGGUUCCACAACACCCAAAUAGAAAAAAGCCAAACCUUUGGUGGUCGAAGAUGCCGAGAUAGAAGGUGGUCGACAAGGAUGUGGUGGUCAGAGUACUUGAGAAAGAAGACCGAAGAGACGAGAGGAUUGAAGGAGAAAUUGGUUUGUGUGGUGACCACGCAUAAUCCAAGUGGCCAAUCGCUACACGAUUCUAUCGAAACCUUCGUUUCGCUUGCUCCCCAAGCGUUAAUCGACGAUCUCUUUGUCGGUCUCCCCUAUAAUUCCGCUCGCCGCUCCAAUUCGUACCUCAUCGGAAAAUCAGUUUGUGAAGUUAGCUUUGCCGAUUCAAUCUCGACAAUUUCUUUUUCAAACCCGCCUCCGACUUCCAAUCAGGUGGAUAUGAGCUCUCACGUUCGAAGUGAUAGAAGAGAUAACAGACCUAGGUUUCCUCGUCGUCAAGAAUGGAUUCCCAGAGGAUCCACUGCCACGAUCACAACCACUGCAGUGGAUGCUAAUUCCUCGUCAACAGUUGCUCCAAUUCCAGAUGCAAAUGGUGGGGAACCUAAUAUUAGACCAGGCCCACCGCCUCAAAACGCUCAUAAUAGAGGAAAUGUUGGGGUACAGAGAAGGCAGCAGCAGCAGCAGCAGCAUAUACCUCGGGUAAAUCAGACUAGAGAUAGAAGAAAGGAUGCUCCUCGCGAGGAGAGAGGUUCAAAAGGCACGACAGGAGCUUUACCUCAACUUGUUCAAGAAAUUCAAGACAAACUUCUAAAAGGUACGAUCGAAUGCAUGAUAUGUUAUGAUAUGGUGAGGCGUUCUGCCCCUGUUUGGUCCUGUUCAAGCUGCUUUUCAAUCUUCCAUUUACAUUGUAUCAAGAAGUGGGCUAGGGCACCUACUUCCAUCGACUUAUCUGCAGAGAAAAAUCAAGGAUUCAAUUGGCGAUGCCCUGGAUGUCAAUCAGUUCAGCUCACAUCCUCAAAAGAUAUCCGACCACUUGAGAAAGAAGUUGUUAUUCCUGGUGUUAGUAGAGAUGAUCUUUGUCCUCAUAGGUGUGUUCUCCAAUGCCACCCUGGACCAUGUCCACCUUGUAAAGCUUUUGCCCCACCAAGACCAUGUCCAUGUGGGAAGAAAACCAUCACCACAAGAUGCUCCGAUCAGAAAUCCGUUCUCACGUGUGGCCAAAGAUGUGGUAAACCCCGCAAGUGUCUCCGCCACCGCUGUGAAAACACCUGCCAUGUUGGUCCUUGUGAUUCAUGUGAAGUUCCAAUCGAAGCCUCUUGUUUCUGCAAGAAAAACACAGAGGUGGUUGUUUGUGGCGGCAUGUCUGUGAAAGGUGAAGUAAACGUUCAAGAUGGUAUCUUUUCAUGUUCUUCCACUUGUGGGAAGCCUCUCGGAUGUGGUAAUCAUCUCUGUAAAGAAACUUGUCACCCUGGUGUUUGUGGAGACUGUGAUUUGUUGCCUGGAAAGGUGACAUCAUGCUACUGUGGGAAAUCAAGCUUACAGGAGGAAAGAAAAACUUGUUUAGACCCAAUCCCUACAUGCUCACAAACAUGUGACAAAACCCUCCCUUGUGGAUUACAUCAAUGUAAAGAAACAUGUCAUCCGGAGUCAUGUCCACCAUGUCAGGUAAUGGUUACUCAAAAAUGUCGUUGUGGGUCAACUUCAAGAACUGUGGAAUGUUUCAAAACCACCAUGGAAGUGGACACUUUCACAUGCGAUAAACCUUGUGGGCGUAAAAAGAACUGUGGUAGACACCGCUGCAGUGAAAAAUGCUGCCCGCUUUCAAACUCCCACAAUUUGCAUCGGUUUGAGGAUUGGGAUCUACACAUAUGCUCAAAGCCGUGUGAGAAGAAACUAAGAUGCGGGCAGCAUGAUUGUGAAUCUUUAUGUCAUAGCGGGCACUGCCCGCCCUGCCCGGAGACUAUCUUCACUGAUUUAACCUGUGCGUGUGGAAGAUCUUCAAUCCCGCCACCACUCCCGUGUGGUACACCGCCACCUUCUUGUCAAUACCCGUGUUCGGUUCCUCAACCAUGUGGUCAUGUCUCUUCCCACAGCUGUCAUUUUGGGGAUUGCCCACCAUGUUCUGUUCCUAUACCUAAAGAAUGCAUAGGUGGACAUGUGGUUUUAAGAAACAUCCCAUGUGGAUCAAAAGAUAUCAGAUGUAAUAAAAUUUGUGGGAAAACAAGGCAAUGUGGGAUGCAUGCUUGUUUAAGGACAUGUCAUCCGUCUCCAUGUGAUUCCUCCGGUGGUUCCACUUCCGGCGUGAAGGCUUCGUGUGGUCAGACAUGCGGUGCUCCCCGGAGAGACUGCCGCCACACGUGCACCGCCCUUUGCCACCCGUUCAACCAGUGUCCAGAUGUAAGAUGCGAGUUCCCUGUCACAAUCUCAUGCUCUUGUAAUCGGAUCACCGCCACUGUUCCUUGUGAUGCUGGCGGCAGCAACAGUGGUUACAAUGCUGACACUGUUCUAGAAGCUUCCACAAUCCAGAAAUUACCAGCCCCGCUUCAACCGGUGGAAUCAAACGGAAAAAAGAUUCCGCUUGGACAACGGAAGUUGGUUUGUGAUGAUGAAUGUUCGAAAAUGGAACGGAAGAAAGUUCUUGCGGAUGCUUUCGGUGUCACCACUCCGAAUCUAGACGCGCUUCAUUUCGGUGAGAAUACCGCUGUUGCUGAUAUGGUAGGUGACUUGUUUAGGCGUGAUCCCAAAUGGGUUUUGGCGGUGGAGGAACGGUGCAAGAUGGUGGUUCUUGGGCGGAGCCGUGGCGGCUCCGCGGCGGCUCUUAAAGUCCAUGUGUUUUGUCCGAUGUUGAAAGAGAAGAGGGACGCGGUGAGGCUGAUAGCAGAGAGGUGGAAGCUGUCGAUAAGUGCAGCCGGUUGGGAACCGAAACGCUUCAUUGUGGUUCAUGCUACACCCAAGUCUAAACCCCCGGCUCGGAUUCUUGGAGCCAAAGGGGUGAACCCAACAGGCAUGAUGCAACCGCUUGGGUUCGACCCGUUGGUGGACAUGGACCCGAGGUUGGUUGUGGCUUUGUUUGAUUUGCCUAGUGAUGCGGAUGUGAGUGCUUUGGUUUUGAGAUUUGGUGGUGAAUGUGAAUUGGUGUGGUUGAAUGAUAAGAAUGCAUUGGCGGUGUUUAGUGACCCGGCUCGGGCGGCAACCGCCAUGCGGCGCUUGGAUCAUGGGUCGGUUUAUUACGGUGCAGCGGUGGUUGGUGUCGUGUCAAAUGGUGGAGGUAAUGUUUGGGGUGGUGGUGGUGGUGGUGGGUCGACAGUUAAGGACCAUGUGCACCCAUGGAAGAAAGCGGUGGUGCAGGAGUCGUCCACCACCGGAGAUUGGGGGCAGAGUUCAUGGAGUGUUUCGGAUGAGUGGGCUGGUGGCAGUUCGGCGGUGAAAGAGGUACCGAUCACUUCGUCGGCGAAUAGAUGGAGUGUUUUGGAGUCGGAAGGUGGCGGCAGUUUGGCGGAGGAGUCUGGGAAAGUUGUGGUGGGUGAGGGAGAGGGUGAAGCAGCGGGGAAACAGGAGGAGAACUUGGAGGUGGUGGAGGACUGGGAGAAGGCGUAUGACUGA
This is a messenger RNA of Lactuca saligna, 3591 nucleotides long. NCBI's taxonomy places the organism in Eukaryota, Viridiplantae, Streptophyta, Magnoliopsida, Asterales, Asteraceae. The record is from the annotation of a GenBank genome assembly.